Marasmius oreades (fairy-ring Marasmius) is the source of this 1518-nucleotide messenger RNA. RefSeq lists its product as uncharacterized. Bases 1 to 1518 code for a protein of 505 amino acids. Lineage: Eukaryota; Fungi; Basidiomycota; Agaricomycetes; Agaricales; Marasmiaceae. The transcript has 10 exons. The record is from RefSeq and is a predicted model, not a curated record.
AUGGAAGAGAACAAUGAGGAUGACAGUAGCAGCAGCAUCAGCAGCAGCAGUGAUAGCAGUGAUGAUAGCGAGGAUACCAGUGAUCAAGAGACUUCUGAUAAGGAAAAUGAGGAUAAACAGAAAAAGAAGGCUUCUUAUCCCCACAAGGUUAAAAUCUAUGCAGAAGUCAUGUCAAAUGAUCUGAAUACUGUCAAUAUUUGGCGGUUUGGAAAGCAUCCUGAAGCUGCAGUUGAGCAUCUUGAGAUGUCCCAUCAUCUACGUCAAAUUAUAUUGCAGUAUAGUAUGAUUCAAAAUAUGACUACUUCUUAUAUUAAAAAAACCCUCAAUCACCAUUGGGACAACUAUCCUCAAUAUCGACUGCCAUUUCCUAAACAAAUCAAUAAUAUUGUUGCAAAUAUCCGCAGACGAGAGAGGUUAACUAAUGAUCCCUUGCUAGCUAUCAAACAGCUGGCAAUCAAUAGCCCUCAUCUCAUUUUCAACUAUCACUAUGAAAUAGAGGAUCCCUACUCUUUUCGAGUUGGUAUUCAUUGCACAUAUGCUAUUCAGUCCCUUCUACUCUAUGGAUCCCGUAAUGGAGUUGGACUAGACUCUUCUUGGCGAAAUAAAAAUGAGAAUAGAGCACCAGUUACCUUUUUGAUUACCUCUGAUUUUCAUAAACGGCUAGUCCCUGGACCUGUGUAUAUUUCAGCAGAUAUAAAAACAGACACUUUGAAGCUUUUUCUGAAAACUGUAAAGAAGAAUGUAGAGAAUGAAGCAUUAGCACUAGUCAAUGAUCUUCAUAAACCGGAUUCUGCUUUGGCUCCCUUUUCCAGUGAUCUUAUACAACAGGCUCAAGCAGUAGUGAACCAGAAAUCAUGGGAUCCUCUUUUUUUUAUGAUUGACAAGUCCAAGGCAGAGAAAAAUGCUCUUCAGCAAGUUUGGUCUAAAGUUUCUAUCCGUCUAUGCCAGUUUCAUGUCAUUCAGGCACUUUUACGAUGGGAGGUUGAUAACGUUACAGAUUCUUCAAAGCCUAAGCUCUCUCGUAUUCAGAAGUUCAAAUUGUGCUGGGCCUUUAGAGAACUACAACGAGCCUCUGAUGAGAAUGAAUGGCUACAGAUGAAAAAAGUCUUUGAAGCCAGAGUUGCUAGUAUUUCUCCAAGCCAGGCCUCUUUAAUCAUACAAUAUUUUGAGGUUAACUGGUUUUCACAGUACUGGCGAGAUAUGUGGACAGACAUUGGUUUACCAGAAGGACACAAUAGAGACUAUAUUUCCACCAACAACUUUACUGAGCGUGCAUUCAAAAUGUUUGACCAAAUAUUUCUUCAGAAUCGGGCCAACAAAUCAACAUAUCGUCUAGUUUGCAUUAUUGCAUACGAGUGGUUUGAGUAUUUUAGACAGUGGAAAGAACAAGAUCCUAAACCUGUCAGCUCUAAAUACUUUCAAACCACACAGAAGGCUCACGCUCUAUGGAAUGCUGGCUUGAUUAAAGAGAUUGCUGUAGAAAAUAAUCAAAGAAGAUGGCAGGUGACAGAAUUGUAA